CGGUAUUUCGACGCGCGUGUCUGACUGUUGUCAAUAGUGUUGUUAGUGACAAAUGGUGACAAAAGUAAGCUGACAAAACUCGGUGUUCGCUGUCAUAUGAGCUUGGUACGUCCGAGCGAAAUUUUGAAUACAUUCAUCAACCCUGUCCGAGGUUAGAGUUCGGACCGGCAUUGCUACUCGUGAAUAAAUUACGCGUAGAAUAUUGUAAUCGAAAUGAUUAGUGCGGCCCAAAGUUGAUGAAACGAGGCUCGUCACCCAGGAUCUGAAACCCGGCAGCAGACUGGUGCUCUUCGAAAAUGCUACGGAGCGUCCUCGUCCUCGCGAAUCAUCAUUAAAUCAACCGAUCAAGGUCAGUACUGGUGAAAUCGGUGCAAGAUGUCGUCGGAAAGCUCACCCGAGGAGACAUCGAAUGCCAUGACGAGGCUUAACAUUCGAUCGGACAGCGAAGAGGCCGAGGAACAACAGGCCGCCGAUGGUGGGGCAGAACCUGCGGUCGAGUCGCCUCAGAACAUGCAAACGUCCGGAGGCAUCGCCUAUUCACGGACACGCAGGGCUCCCGCGAGGAUUGUCUGCGAGGACGAACAGCCGUCGACAUCAGUCUCGACCCCUCAAGUCAGGUGCUCAGAGCCUUCGACUUCCGCCGGCCCCUCUGACAGGUCAGUUCCUCGACGAAGCAGACCGCCCAGCAAUUCUGUAAAUACAUUCCACCUCGAAGCCCGACCACAAGGCAGUGUUGUGGUAGAGUCAGCGCCUCUUCAUAGACCGCCUGUGACUACUUACAACUGGCAAGGAACUAAAACUACAAUGCGCGAGCGAUUUUCUUUCUUGUUUAACAAUGAGAUAUUAUCGGAUGUGUCUUUUCUGGUUGGCCGAGGGGCUCAACAGCAACGAAUUCCUGCGCACAAGCUGGUAUUAGCUGCAGGCAGUGCCGUCUUCGAUGCAAUGUUCAACGGUACCUUGGCCACUUCUGCAUCUGAGAUAGAAGUGCCGGAUAUUGAACCAGCCGCGUUUUUGGCUGUCCUGCUCUUCCUCUACACCGAUGAAAUACAAAUUGAUCCUGAGACUGUUAUGACGACUCUCUACACUGCUAAGAAAUAUGCUGUCUCACCGCUGGAGAAACACUGUGUUGAUUUUCUCAGAAAUAACCUAACCAGUGAUAAUGCCUUCCUGUUACUCACCCAGGCUCGGUUAUUCGAUGAACCUCAGCUUGCUGCAGUGUGCCUCGACACUAUCGACAAAUUUACCACAGACGCCUUCAAUGCGGAUGGAUUCACUGAUGUCGAUAUUGAUACACUCAUGGUUGUGUUAGAAAGAGACACCCUUCGCAUUAGGGAAUCUAAGAUUUUCCAUGCCGUUGUUAGGUGGUCAGAGGCAGAGUGUGCACGUCAACAGCUUCCAAUCACACCAGAGAAUCAACGCUCUGUUUUGGGCAGAGCGCUGUCAUUGGUUCGAUUUCCUUUGAUGUCGGUAGAGGAGUUUGCCGGUGGUCCUGCACAGUCCGGUCUUCUGACCGAUCGAGAGGUGGUUUCGGUAUUUUUAUACUUUACCGUCAAUCCAAAACCUUCGGUUGGAUUUGAAGCCAUGCCUCGCUGCUGCAUGAUGGGAAAGGAGCAGACGGUAUGCAGAUUUCAACAAACUGAGAAAAGAUGGGGCUACAGUGGGACCAGCGACAGAGUCAGAUUCAGUGUCGAUAGGCGAAUAUUCCUCGUUGGUUAUGGAGUCUACGGAAGUAUUCACGGGCCCGCAGAAUACGACGUUAAGAUUGAACUCAUACACACAGCUUCAUCCAAAGUUAUCGCGACAAAUCAUACCAGCUUUAGUUGUGACGGGUCGAGGUACACCUACAGGCUCAUGUUCAAAGAGCCGGCGGAAAUUUUGCCCAAUACUAUUUAUACUGCCUCUGCGAUGUUUAAGGGACCAGAUUCUCACUACGGUUGUAAGGGGCUUCGCAAAGUGGAUGUAGACUGCGGUAAUGGUGACGGUAAAGUAAGGUUCCAGUUCAGCUACGCGGCUGGUAAUAACAACGGUACGUCCGUUGAGGACGGACAGAUACCAGAAUUGAUAUUCUACACCUGAGCUACGAUAAUUAUAAGCGAUUUCCAGCCGAAUUAUCUGCUUUUUAGGGUGAUUUCAUCGAUCUUGUUUAACAUCGAUGUUUUUUUAUUUUAUCAAGAUAAGAAUUAUUGAUUGGGGGUAUUUAAUUAUUUGAAUGUUCGGAAACAAGAAUAAAGUAGUGAAAAAAGGAAUGUCAAUAUUUCGGGAAGUGUUAAUCGCGUAAGGAUUGAUUUUUUUCUUAAAUGACACGAGAUCAGUGAAAUCUUCGAUAUUCUGGCGAAAGAAAGGGUACAAUUUUUUUUUUUUUCAAAUAAUGUUAAUUUUAUCCGGACAAAUUAUUCUUUCUCUCGAAAAUAUUUCUUUUAUUUAUAUGAAUACGUUUGACAUGUGCUUGCAUAUAUCCGGAAAUUUAAAUUUCGUUGCAUAUACUGCGUAAAUGCAUACUUUGUGGGGAAAAACACCCACUUUAUUCCAUUAAUAUUUUUGUACACAUUGCAGUUUGAAUUUUGAUUUGUCUUUUCAAUAAAUUUUUGAUAAAUAGAGGAAUAAUUAACGCUUCGAGUUACUAUUUGAAUUGUCCAUUUGUUUCGGCGUGAACGGAGAAUGUCCAAGAAUUUUGCUAAAUCGGUAGGGUUGUUCAGAAAUGCAGUCGAUCCGGCUUAGAACAGCCUUAUUAGCGUUGCUGCCGUAAUUUCACUGCAUUCCUUUUUAUAGGACAUGAAGAUUCUGGAAAUUUUUCCACGUACCGUUGUAUUGUUUAAAAAGUUUCACGUAUCAGAACGUAUUGCUGAUACGUUCAUGUAACUUUAGGAAAUCAUUCGCAAUUUCAAAAAAUUCUUGUACGUCGUUUUUCAAAUAUGGAAUUUUCAAUUCAGUUUAUGCAUAUGCUGUUACGGACAACGUAAUGCUAAACCCCAUGAAUAACACUAAAAUGCCCAGUUGAAAAGCUGGAAGUUGAACAAAGACUGUAAACAGCUAAUCAUAAUACAUUUAAUAAGACCUAGAUACAAAAUUUGCAGCAGUCUUGCGCGUUGUUUGCGAAUAGUUUCCAUUUCCUGGCUAGUGAGACUACUUAACCGUAGUAUUAACACAUAUUAUGCUUUCUAUGUAUUAUAAAUUAAGUUACUUUAUAUUAUUUUUCAAUUAAUUAAGGUUAAUAAGUUGUAUGGAAAAAUUCGCACCAA
Messenger RNA from Diprion similis, 3239 nucleotides. Its product is annotated as BTB/POZ domain-containing protein 1-like. Gene Ontology annotation, cellular component: P-body; cytosol. Gene Ontology annotation, biological process: neurogenesis. Gene Ontology annotation, molecular function: protein binding. The coding region runs from base 376 to 2076 and encodes 566 amino acids. The transcript has 6 exons. The record is from RefSeq and is a predicted model, not a curated record. NCBI's taxonomy places the organism in Eukaryota, Metazoa, Arthropoda, Insecta, Hymenoptera, Diprionidae.